GCACGUGCAGUCCGCGCGCGUUGGCGCACGCAGCGUGCGGGACACAGUCGAUCGUAAAUGUGUUGUGUCGGGUGACUCGGAUCGGAUGUUCGGCGGCGGACAGUACCGGAAUACGCUGUGCGCACGGCGCGGUGCGUAGCGCGUGUGUCGCACUGUGCGUUAACGCGAAAACGUCAUAUGUAUAUCGGCGUAUACCGAUUUGUUCCGUUCGCGCUCGCAAACCGAGUGUUUUAUAACAUCUCCUCUCCUCCUCUCCCUCUCUCUUUCCUCCGGCCUGGCGUGAAAUGUCAAGCGUCCUGCGUUACCAUGGGCUGAAUCUUGCCAUGCCGUAGUGCUGUUGUUAGAAGUGUCAGAUUUUCAGCGAGGCAGGAAGAGGCGAGAGAACCCGGGGGAGAGGUAUUCGGAGAGCGACAAGCGGCGACGGGGAAAACCCGAGGUGAAAGUGGAAGUGGAGGUCGCACUCGCACGGCACUCUUUUUCCCUCCGUUUCCGCGUAGCAUUUCCCCUCCCGCAAGAGCGAACGGGACAAAGGGCUUUCGCCCGCGACCACGAGGAGGCUGCCGUGUGCUGGCCGAUGUCCGAUCGAAGCGAUGGAGCCCGAGGAGCCGCUCAUGCAGGGGAUGCUGCUGCUGCCGCCACAGGGAAUGUUAGGCCAGCUCAAGAAAACGUGGCACAAGAGGUUCUGCCAGCUCUUCAGAACGAGCAAUUACGGGAUCAAACGCAUCGAGAUCUAUGACAGUCAGGAGGAGGCGAUACUACAAUCUCAUUCCCCGCGCAUCAUCACGCUGGACGCCUGCAUCAAAAUCGCCCCCAGCAAUCAGUCCCAUGUCUUCACUGUGGUGACUAAGUCAGGGAUACACUAUUUCGGCUGUUACUCGGAGAUCGAGAUGACGCACUGGAUCACGGCGUUCCAGUUGGUCGCGUUCAAGGACAGCGUAUCAAAUCAAAUAGAGGAAAACAACGAUCUGUACUGCACCAGUGGGGAGGGCGUGUUUUCCGUGAAAGUCGUGGAAACGGACGCGUCUAAGCGGUGCGGACUGGAGGCGAGGAACUACACCCUCGUGGUCGCCGCUGUGGACAUGAAGCUGAUGGAUGGUGACAUAGUUCUAUUCACGUGGCCGUACAGGUAUAUCAGGCGAUACGGAUACAGAGAUGGAAAAUUUAUCUUUGAAGCCGGAAGGAAAUGCGAGUCGGGCGAGGGCUCCUUUCGCCUGGAGCAUGGGAGCCAGCAGGAAAUCUUCCGAUGCAUGUACGCCAAGAUGAAAUCUAUGAAGAAGCUAUUGGACGAGGAGAAUAAUCCGAACAUAGAGUGCAACGACAACCAAUUUCAGGCGGCCUUGUCCAUGGAGGCUGGCUCCAGAGCGGCCUUACCUCCCUCCUCGAACAAUUCUUCCAGCAAUCUGAUCGACAUAGAUUUCUCUACCACGCAAAGCUCUCAAAAAGCCUUGACCUCGUCGACGAGCAUGGAUUCCGCGAUCUCGUCGAGCAGGUCAAUGAACAAAUCUAAGCCUGCGAAACCGCCACGAAAAUACGUCUUUGCCAAUCUACUGGAGAAGAAAAAUAUUGACUCGGAAUUCCUAGAUUUGCCCACGUGCGGGGAAUACAGAGCUAUAAGUCAAGGUAACUCGCCGGAACUGUCUCACAAGUCCAUCGGUAGUACCGUGCGCGAGAACGAGGAGAAACACUCGUACGAUUUGGUAGAAAUUAGGAAUGACGCCUGGAAGACGCACGGUAUCGACAGCGUGCACCACACGGAGAGAAUAAACUCCGGUCUACCUGGCGAAAGAGAUAAGGAAAGCGACAAUGACGAUUUACAGUACGAGAUCAUGAUGCCGUUACGGAAUCACGAUGCAUUCCAAAAUUCGUGCAAGAGCAAGUGCGGCGUUGCCGACAACGCGAUCGUCACUUCGUCAUCGUCGGCGAUACCGAAUGUCGUCAAGACAGAUGAAUCAGACUACGAUAAAUUAGAACACUUCGGAUCCGCGAUGAAACUUAGUCAGAUGCCCGUGUACAAAUAUACGAACUCCUCGCAAAGCAUACAUUCCAAUGUCUCUCACGGGGAAAGCUCUAAUCUUAUUAAUCCAGCGUGGUCCAAUUAUGACAUUGUCGAAGACAUGUCCGCCAUCAGGCUGGCAGACGACAGUCAUCUCGGCUACGGGAUUAUCCGAAAGAAGCAGCAGGAUAUCUCCGAGACAGCUUCCACCGGUAAUAACGCGGGCGGUCCGCAGCACAAAGUAUUCAACAACAGCGAAUACGCAAUUGUAUCAAAGCCAAAAAGGGUGUGAAAUACCCGUGUGAAUUUGAAUAUCCUUUCAAAAUAUCAACAACCAUGCCAUACAAAUUCGCCUUUAUAAAAUUUUUGUCUUUUCGUAACUAUUUGUAAGGAUAUGAAGAGAAUAUGCUAGUCUGUACCGCGUGGUUAGAAUAAAAGUUUAUUUCGUUUGCUUUAUAAAAUGAUUGGCACGCUGCAAAACUAUAAAAACGAUGUCAUUAGUUUCACCCAUUGUCACACUUGUUCAAUAUUUUUAUUUGCUUUUUUACGUCAUUGUUAGAGACUCUUCGUAAUUACUACAGAGAUAUAGUGUCUUGAAAAAUGUAUAAACAUCCAAAAAUUUCUCUGAUGCAUUUGUGCCUUCUUAUGAAAGAUAUUCUACUAUCGAUUAGGAGAAAGCUCAAAGUGAUUAGUAUUUUAUCUAAUUACAAUCGACUGAUUUAUCAAAAUACCUGUGUAGUGUGCCUUAUAGAAACAAAAAUAUUUUAAUUGAUGCCAAAAUGAUACUAAAUCGUGAACGUGCAUGCGCGUUGAAGUGCUCUUGAUAUUUGAGUAUAUAUUGUAUUGGUGUACUUAGAAAUUUAUUAUUACAUAUAUUACAGUCAUAAUUUUUUAUCACAAGUAUUCUACUCUUACAAUCAUUCAUUGUUAUUGCUCUGUAACUAUUGUUAUGAUAUAUAGAGAUAUAUAAAAUUUACGCGUUUAUAUGUCUAUUAAUUAUUAUAUUUUUUAACAAUGCACGCGAAAACACGUUCAUUCUAUGCAGGCAUGUUGUAAAGUUUAAACAAUGUGGGAUUAUUGAUAUAAAUAUGUACAUAAUUUGAGACAAAUGGUUUCGCAAAAAGAUAACAAAUAGAUCAUCACAAUUGGAUAAAGUUAUAGAUAUUUAACAUUAUAUGCUGCCGCAAUUAUAUAUAUAUGUAUGCAUAAUGAAUAUUAGUGCUUUCAUCAACUAUAGAGUCGAUCAUUUGUUUUAACAUAAAUAUUAUAAUUAAUUUUAUAAAAGUUCUAUUGGAUUUUUGGAAACUUCAGAAUAUUAAAAGUACAACAAAAUUUUUUUAUUGCAUGAAAUUGUAUACCUAUUUAUAUUAAAUAUAUAUAUAUAUCUGCAAUGAAAAAAACAAUAGAUAUUAUCUAUUCUUAUACUAGAAACCACUAUUAUUCAUUAUGAUCAAAUCAAUGACUACAAGUCAUAUGCAAUAAUAGUACAUAUAGGAAUGAUUAUCUUUUAUAUAUAUUUUUUUAUUUACAGAAUCUUUACAAAAUUGUAUAAGUACCAUAAUAAUUUUAAGAAUUUAUUGAGAAGCCGUUUAUAAUAUGUCCUUUGUGCCAAACAAAUGGUCUACCAUUGAAAUAUCAAUUAAUAUAUAUACAUAGAAGAUUAUUGAUAAGAACUGCGCUAAUCAAUGAAUUCUAAAACACAUUGAACAGGCCUGUAAGAUGAAAACUAUUUUCUAGAACAAGUAUUGUUAGUUUUAACAGAUGUAUCAUUAGGAAUAUAUUUAAAAAAUUAUAUACACGAGUAAAAUUGAUUCUUACAUAUAUAAUAUCUAUGUGAAUUUGUUUUAUCAAUGUCGCUAACAAAAUUUAUAUCUGCAGACGAAUUUUGUUAUGUUUUAAGAUAAUGUUUCAGCCAACAAGACAAUACAUUUAUCUAAACAUAAUUUUUUUCAGUGUAUUCUUUUGAAACGACUUGCAUACAUUUUACAGUGACUAUAUUCAUCAAUUUUAUAUAUUAUAAAUACAAAUUACGCAAUAAAAUUGUAACACAACA
Monomorium pharaonis (pharaoh ant) is the source of this 4046-nucleotide messenger RNA. It is a transcript of the gene Dok, whose product is annotated as docking protein 3. Bases 591 to 2285 code for a protein of 564 amino acids. The record is from RefSeq and is a predicted model, not a curated record. Gene Ontology annotation, cellular component: cytoplasm. Gene Ontology annotation, biological process: positive regulation of MAPK cascade; cell surface receptor protein tyrosine kinase signaling pathway. The transcript has 3 exons. Lineage: Eukaryota; Metazoa; Arthropoda; Insecta; Hymenoptera; Formicidae.